Molecule: messenger RNA, 580 nt
Organism: Galleria mellonella (greater wax moth)
Lineage: Eukaryota; Metazoa; Arthropoda; Insecta; Lepidoptera; Pyralidae
Gene: Tbca
Product: tubulin-specific chaperone A
Exons: 3
Coding region: 231-572 (113 amino acids)
Biological process (GO): tubulin complex assembly; post-chaperonin tubulin folding pathway
Cellular component (GO): microtubule cytoskeleton; cytosol
Molecular function (GO): beta-tubulin binding
Source: RefSeq, a predicted model, not a curated record
UUUAGUUUUCAAACUUCAAAAAGAAGUAGUUAUCACCGAAUAAUAUUAUAGAGUGUAUCAAUUUUGUUGAUUCUUUUUGAAGUCUAAGAUUUACUUUUAAAUUGAGUAAAUCAAAUUGCUCCUAUUCAUUCAAAUAGUGUCAACCUCAGUAUAUAAAUUGGUCCAUGUAAGAAUCAGUUUAUCGAUAAACCCUUGGAAUAAGCUGAUAAAGGUGUACGUCUCUAUCCGCAAUGGCAGAUCCUAGAAUUCGGCAAAUAAAAAUAAAGACCGGCGUUGUAAAACGCAUAGCCAAGGAGAAAGUGGUGUAUGAAAAGGAAGCUGAAUUGCAGAAGGAUAGGAUACAAAAGAUAAAAGACGAAGGCCAGGACGAACAUAACAUUCGAAAGCAGGAGGAGGUUUUGCAGGAGUCCCUGAUGAUGGUACCGGAUUGUCAGCGGCGGCUAAUAAAAGCAUUUGCAGACCUCAAAAAUACAUUAGAAACUGAACAAGAUCUAAAGGAGCACGAAGACUAUAUAGCGGCUCAAGAAGUAUUAAAAGAAGCUGAAAAACAGCUGCCAGAAACGACGUCGUAAUUGCUAGA